Cuscuta epithymum is the source of this 1852-nucleotide messenger RNA. NCBI's taxonomy places the organism in Eukaryota, Viridiplantae, Streptophyta, Magnoliopsida, Solanales, Convolvulaceae. The record is from the annotation of a GenBank genome assembly.
CAGAGACAGAACUUGGAACGAUCGAUCGAGAAACCAGAGAAAAAAUGAAGCAGAUCUUCGUGAAAACUCUGACGGAGAAGACGUUAGUUCUGGAGGUCGAGAGUAGCUACACCAUUGACGAUGUCAAGGCUAAAAUCCAAGACAAGGAAGGAAUUCCAUGUGAGGAGCAGCAGUUGAUAUUUGCUGGGAAACAACUUGAAGAUGGAAGAACCUUGGCUCACUACAACAUCGAAAAAGAAGCAACGCUUCAUCUUGUGCUGAGCCUGAGAGGGGGAGGGCGCCGAACCAUUAGGCGAUUUUGGGGCGAUUGGAGAGUGGAGCCAUCACUGAAGGCUUUGGCUUACAAACACAAUCUGGACAAGAUGAUUUGCUGCAAAUGCUAUGCUCGUCUGCCCCCAAGAGCCACGAACUGUCGGAAGAAGAAAUGUGGUCAUAGCAGUCAGUUGAGACCUAGGAAGUAGUGGCAUUUCUGAGUACACUGGUAAAGAUCGACUUGGGAGUAUACAUAAAGUAGUUGAUUUGUAAUUUUGUAUACACUUUGCUAGUUGCUAUUCUGUUUCUCUUUUUCCUUUCUUUUUCUUUGUGGCUGCCCUGGUAUGGCAACUUGUGAAGAAACUCAAGUUGCUGGAUGAGUAAAAUGUAAUCCUUGGGUUUGAUUCUUACGUUACAAACUAAUACGGAGUAAUAAUAGUAAUCUCCUUGAAUUGUUUUUUGAGAAAAUUGUCCAACAUAGGACUAAAACUCAACCUUUUUCUCAAAAUAGGAUCACAUGCAUGUUUUUCUCUAAAUAGGACUACUUACCUUUUUUUACCCCUAAUUCUAUUUAAUUAAUUAAUUGAUCUAAAUAAUUGCCCCUCUAGUUUCCUUGCACAACCAAGGCAGUCCGUCAGUGGCGGGGCAGCCCGUGGUGGCGGCGGUACUUCGGCAGCGGCCGGCGGCGGAUUCCGGCUGCGGCGGCGGCAACUCCGGCAAUUAAUUAACCCAAUUAAUUGCCCCCCCUAGUUCUCUUGCACAACCAAGGCAGUCCGUUGAUAGCGGGGCAGUCCGGAGGUGGCGGCAGCGGUUUCCUGCAGCCGGCGGCAAGUGGUGGCAGAAUGUUGGCAAAAAUCCAGAAAAAAAUCUGAAAUUUUUCUGGCGGCGGUUGCCGGAGCUCCGGCGGCGGCGCCCGGCGCCCGGCGGCAGGCGGCGGUCCGGCAGUCCCUGGGCAGCAGUGGUAAAGGUUGUGAGAGGUAUUUUGGUCCAAUCACUAAAAAAAAGUCCUAUUUAAGGAUGUUUAAACUAAGUACUCCUAUUUUGAGAAAAAAUACAUGUUGUGAUCCUAUUAAGGUAAAUCUCCUUUGUUUUUUGAAACUGGAAUGUAUUAGUCAACGUGUGAUUAUUCCAUGUUUUUCCCACAAAUGUAUAACCACUCUUUCUGUAGACAAAAAGGACAGUCAAUGUAAAACAGUCACUAUUUUCAUAUAAAUUUAAGAAAAAAUCGUUCCGUUUUCAUUUUUCAACAUAAACAUUUGAGCUCAGAGUGUAUAUAAUUAAACAGGAGGAAGUAACAAAGGUAAAUUUACAUUUAUGCUAUGAAUAAAUAAACAAAUAAAACAGAUCGAUUAGUUCUUGUUGAAUAACUAAUUACAUCAACACCUCUUUAUUUAGAUUAUUAAUUGAUCAAGUACUCUGGUAAUUAAUUUAUAAUCAACACUUUUCUAGAAUUGGAAUGACAAAGUAACCAUCUACCUUGCUACUUCUCUUUUCAUUCCUGUGACAUUCCUUAUUUCUUCCUCCUGCACUUUGCCUUUCUAAAUCCUCUAGUAUUUUGAGUUCCCAUCAAAUGUUUAUGUAGAAGUGAUGAUCACUUCUA